Molecule: messenger RNA, 1191 nt
Organism: Striga hermonthica
Lineage: Eukaryota; Viridiplantae; Streptophyta; Magnoliopsida; Lamiales; Orobanchaceae
Source: the annotation of a GenBank genome assembly
AUGAGUAAAUCCAGAAGCUUUAUCCAAAACCUCUUCAAGCCUUUCGCACACAACUCAACGAGAGACGAGAGCCAGGAGGAGUUGGAGAUAAUCGCAGCACAAGAGCAGAGACAUUUUUCAUUUGGGGCUCUUGCCGCGGCCACCAGGAAUUUUGACCUAACCCAGAAGCUUGGUGAAGGGGGCUUUGGCCCAGUUUUCAAGGGGAAAUUGAAAGAUGGGAGAGAAGUAGCUGUUAAGAGGCUCUCCCAGAGAUCAGGUCAGGGGCAAACUGAAUUCCAGAACGAGUCAAAGCUGUUGGCACGUGUCCAGCACAAAAAUGUGGUUAAUUUUGUCGGUUACUGUGUGCAUGAUUCAGAGAGGCUGCUUGUUUACGAGUAUGUGGCAAAUGAGAGCCUUGACAAGCUUCUUUUCAAACCUGAUAGACGAGAAUUGCUCAACUGGAAGCAAAGGUAUGACGUGAUAGCGGGAGUUGCAAAGGGCUUGCUUUACCUUCAUGAACAAGCUCCCUGUUCUAUUAUACACCGAGACAUCAAGGCCAGCAAUAUCUUGCUAGACGAAAAUUGGGUCCCCAAGAUAGCUGAUUUUGGCAUGGCUCGUCUCUUUCCCGAAGAUCAAAGCCAUGUUAGCACUCGUGUGGCUGGUACCAAUGGUUAUAUGGCACCAGAGUAUCUCUUUCAUGGCAUCCUUUCAAAAAAGGCCGAUGUUUUCAGCUUUGGAGUUGUGGUUCUUGAGCUGAUAAGUGGACAGAAAAAUUCGGCUUUUAACCGAGAUCCUGAUUGCUAUAGCCUUCUUGAGUGGGCAUACAAGAUGUACAAGAAACAGAGGAGCCUGGAAAUAAUGGACCCCACACUGGCGUCGUCGGCCGAUCACGAGCAGAUAGAAUUGUGGGUGCAGAUAGGUCUGCUUUGCGUCCAAUCGGAGGCCCAAUCACGACCGGACAUGGAUCGUGUUGUUAUGAUGCUGUCGAGAAAGCCCAGCAAUCUUGAGGAUCCCAUUCGGCCUGCAUAUGCUGGGUCCAGAUACAGAAGACAAAUUGGGGGAAGUGGAUAUACGGUUACAGGAACAUCUGAUAGGUCGAGUUCCGGGUCGUAUGGGUCCACAGCUUCUCGGACUGCUACAUUGACUACGAGUGCAUCGAGCUUUACUGGCCUCGGUUUAGAUCCGCAUGGAAAGCGCCCUAUCAAAGAUUAG